Messenger RNA from Neohortaea acidophila, 732 nucleotides. Its product is annotated as transmembrane adaptor Erv26. Gene Ontology annotation, cellular component: endoplasmic reticulum membrane; COPII-coated ER to Golgi transport vesicle; Golgi membrane. Gene Ontology annotation, molecular function: COPII receptor activity. Lineage: Eukaryota; Fungi; Ascomycota; Dothideomycetes; Mycosphaerellales; Teratosphaeriaceae. Bases 1 to 732 code for a protein of 243 amino acids. The record is from RefSeq and is a predicted model, not a curated record. Gene Ontology annotation, biological process: endoplasmic reticulum to Golgi vesicle-mediated transport. The transcript is spliced from 2 exons.
AUGUGGAUUCUACCCUUACUCGGAUACCUGGGCCUGGUGCUCGGCUUCCUCUUCCUCACCCUCGCCAUCGCCUCCGGCCUCUACUACCUCUCCGAGAUCGUUGAAGAGCACACCGUCAUCGCCAAAAAGGUGCUGACGCGCAUGAUCUACGCCGUCAUCGCCAUCCAGCUCCUCCUCCUCGCCGUCGACCGCUUCCCCUUCCUCCUCUGCGCCCUCAGCAUCGCAAGCCACGUCGUCUACCUGCAGAAUCUGCGCCGCUUCCCCAUCGUCAAACUCACCGACCCCAUCUUCCUCGCUAGUUGCGCCCUCGUCCUCCUCAACCAUUGGCUCUGGUUCCGCCAUUUCAGCCGCACACCCACGCGAUCCCCCUCGGACAUGCGGUACAACUACUACGACCCCCCGACCGGCCCGACGUUCACGGAGAUUGCAUCCUUCUUCGGGCUAAACGUCUGGCUAACACCCUUCGCUUUGUUCGUCAGCCUAAGUGCAGGAGAGAACGUGCUGCCGAGUAUGGGAUCGGAGUAUGCCACUGGGCAGGGGAGCAGCUUCAUAAGCCCUGGACGAGAGCCGGCUGCGGGUGGUGAUGCUUUCCGAGCUUCACACAAGAGAAGUCCGACGCAGACGGGCAUGGCGAAGGCGGCGGUGCAAAGAGUGCAGGAGUUUGUGGGAGACACGGGGGAGCUGAUGGGCUUCUGGAAGGGGGAGAGAGCCCGGCCGACGAGGUAUGACUGA